UUGCAGGCGGACGCCAGUACCGCUUUUCUGCGGGCUGCGCGCGCCGGCCAGAUAGACAAGAUCAUCAACCUCCUUGAACAAGGAGUAGACAUUAACGUUAGCAAUGCUAACGGUCUGAAUGCAAUUCACCUCGCUUCUAAAGACGGCCACGUGGAAGUAGUGCGUGAGUUGCUACAGCGAGGUGCAGCAAUUGAUGCUGCAACAAAGAAGGGAAAUACUGCACUUCACAUAGCUUCCCUAGCAGGACAGGAAGCGGUUGUGAAGCUCUUAGUGCAGAAUGGAGCUCAGGUCAACAUCCAAUCUCAGAAUGGCUUCACACCUUUGUACAUGGCUGCUCAAGAAAACCAUGACGGCGUUGUCAAAUUUUUGCUUGCUAAUGGCGCCAACCAGAGUCUCGCUACAGAGGACGGAUUUACUCCGCUUGCGGUUGCUAUGCAGCAGGGCCAUGAGAAGGUGGUCGCUGUACUUCUAGAGGCAGACACACGUGGCAGAGUCCGCCUGCCUGCGCUGCAUAUAGCUGCAAAGAAGGACGAUGUCAAGGCUGCCAAUUUAUUACUCGAGAACGAGCAUAACCCAGACGUGACUUCGAAGUCCGGCUUCACGCCGCUGCAUAUAGCGGCUCACUAUGGUAACGAGGCGGUGGCGAGGCUGUUGCUGGCGAAGGGUGCCGAUGUCAACUGCGCCGCCAAGCACAAUAUUUGUCCGCUGCAUGUCGCCGCCAAGUGGGGGAAAGAAAACAUGGUGUCACUGCUAUGUGACAAUGGCGCAAACGUUGAAGCUCGCACUAGGGAUGGCCUGACACCGUUGCACUGCGCCGCACGGUCAGGACACGAACGAGUAGUUGAGACUCUACUUGACAGAGGCGCGCCCAUCACUAGCAAGAGCAAGAACGGGCUCGCUCCCCUGCACAUGGCGGCGCAGGGCGACCAUGCCGAAGCGGCGCGAGUGCUGCUGUCGCGACGGGCGCCCGUCGAUGACGUCACCGUCGACUACCUCACCGCGCUUCACGUUGCCGCUCACUGCGGCCACGCGAAAGUUGCAAAGUUGCUGCUAGACAGAAAUGCCGAUGCAAACGCACGAGCUUUGAACGGAUUCACUCCCUUGCACAUUGCUUGCAAGAAAAAUCGAAUUAAAGUUGUAGAGCUGCUUCUCAAAUAUGGCGCAAGUAUUCAAGCGACCACAGAGUCUGGUCUCACCCCGCUUCAUGUGGCUGCGUUCAUGGGCUGUAUGAACAUAGUCAUAUACCUGCUGCAGCAUGAGGCUAACCCCGACGUGCCCACUGUCAGGGGUGAGACUCCCUUGCACCUAGCGGCCAGGGCUAACCAGACUGAUAUCAUCCGCAUCUUGCUACGGAAUGGCGCCGCGGUGGAGGCGAAGGCCCGCGAGCGUCAGACCCCGUUGCACAUCGCGUCCCGGCUCGGCAACGUGGAUAUCGCGGUUCUACUGCUGCAGCACGGCGCCGACGUCAGGGCCAUGACCGCGGACCACUACAAUGCGCUGCAUAUCGCCGCAAAGCAGCACAAUCAUGAUGUUGCUGCAGCCCUGAUAGAACACAACGCCCCUCUAACAGCGACUACUAAAAAAGGCUUCACUGCUUUACAUUUGGCGGCAAAAUACGGGAAUUUAAAGGUGGCGAACUUGCUCCUGGCGCAUGGAGCGUCGCCGGACCAGGCGGGCAAGAACGGCAUGACGCCGCUGCACGUCGCCGCGCAGUACGACCAGCAGCCCGUCGCCACCACGCUGCUCGAAAAGGGCGCAGAUGCUAAGGCAGUUGCCAAGAACGGGCACACACCGCUCCAUAUAGCGGCUCGCAAGAACCAGAUGGAAACUGCUGCUACGUUACUUGAGUACGGGGCGCUCACCAACGCAGAGUCCAAAGCUGGAUUCACACCUCUUCACCUCGCGGCUCAGCAGGGUCACGCUGAAAUGUGCUCCUUGUUACUGGAGCACGGCGCAGAAGUAGACCACCAAGCUAAGAACGGCUUAGCGGCGAUACAUCUCGCGGCCCAAGAAGAUAGAGUAGCGGUCGCUCAGCUGCUAGUCAAAAAUGGUGGCCAGGUGGAUAUCUGCACCAAGGGCGGCUACACACCCCUGCACAUCGCCAGUCACUACGGACAAGCGAACAUGGUCCGUUACCUGCUUGAAAACGGAGCAUCUGUAAAGGCACAGACAAAUCAUGGGUACACUGCUCUCCACCAUGCUGCUCAGCAAGGCCAUAUUAACAUCGUCAAUAUACUUCUCGAACAUAAGGCCGAUCCAAACGCCACAACAGUCAGUGGCCAAACUCCGCUGGAUAUAGCUUCGAAACUGGGCUACGUGACAGUGAUGGAAACUCUAAAGGAAGUCUCCGAUCCCUCUAUAACGGCAGCUUCACAAGAGAAAUACAAGGUCGUCGCACCCGAGACUAUGCUGGAAACAUUCAUGUCCGACUCUGAAGAAGAGGGAGGUGAAGACACGAUUCUCAACGACCAGCCAUACCGCUACCUGACUGCAGAUGACAUGAAAUCACUAGGAGACGACUCCUUACCGAUCGACGUGACGAAAGAUGAACGCACCGAGUCUGCCAUGAGCCACAAGAAUAUCAUGGAGAUGUCUCAUGGAUCUGUGAACGGGAUCCCCUACCAGCCGCAACAAGAAGUGGUGGUGAAGAGUAUCAGUCGGUACAGCACCGCGCAAGCUCCAAAGGGUUAUUGUUAUAACGUAGAUCCUACACAACCCAAAAAGAAGCUACAGUGGAAGAAUUUCCUGGUGUCGUUCUUAGUGGACGCCCGGGGCGGAGCCAUGCGUGGCUGCCGCGGGGGAGGCGUCCGUGUCAUAGUGCCACCACUCUCUGCGCAGCAACCUACAAGGAUCACAUGCAGAUAUCUUAAGCCAUCUCGUAUCAACCACAUGCCGCCGUUGAUGGAAGGGGAGGCGCUCGCAGCUAGAGUUUUGGAGAUGGGUCCGGUCGCUGCCAAGUUCCUGGGGCCAGUGAUACUGGAAGUACCACAUUACGCUUCACUCCGCGGCAAGGAACGUGAGAUAGUGAUCCUGCGUUCAGAUAAUGGUACCAGCUGGCGCGAGCACAACGCUGACGCAACAGAGGACGUGGUACAGGACAUACUGCAUGAGACGCUGGAGAUCGAAGAAACAAACGAAGAAGAUAAAGGGUGGGAUGCACCUCGAGUAACUCGAAUUCUGACGCACGACUUCCCGCAAUAUUUCGCAGUUAUAUCACGCAUCCGCCAAGAAGUACAUGCGAUUGGACCAGAAGGUGGUAUGGUUUCUAGCUCCGUAGUGCCACAAGUCCAAGCAGUCUUCCCACAGGGAGCCUUGACCAAGAAGAUAAAAGUUGGGCUCCAGGCGCAAAUCAUAGAUUCGGAACUGACCGCGAAGCUCCUUGGGCGUGGAGUGGCAGUGUCCCCUGUGGUAACAGUAGAGCCCAGGAGGCGAAAGUUCCACAAGGCAAUUACUUUAAGUAUGCCAGCCCCCCGUCCUCACACGCAGGGAAUGACCAACCAGUACAGCACCUCAUCAGCGCCAACUCUUCGUUUGCUGUGCUCUAUAUCAGGUGGAACGAACCGGGCGCACUGGGAAGAUGUGACAGAGAACACGCCAUUGACUUUCGUCAACGACUGCGUAUCUUUCACUACAACAGUCUCAGCACGAUAUUGGUUGAUAGACUGUCGACAUAUAGAAGAUGCUACCAAAAUGGCUACUGAAUUAUAUAGGGAAGCAAUCCACGUGCCAUUUAUGGCCCGCUUCGUUGUGUACGCAAAACGAACGGACGAAAGCCAAGCACAGCUGCGUAUGUUCUGCGUGACCGACGACAAAGAGGACAAAGCGCUGGAGCGAAUUGAACGCUUCAUACAGGUUGCUAAAAGUCGGGACGUAGAGGUUCACGAGGGAAAGCCGGUGUACCUCGAGUUUGGAGGCAAUUUGGUACCGGUUGCCAAAUCAGGAGAGCAACUAUCGAUCCCCUUCCGAGCCUUCCGCGAGAACCGAGUCGCCUUUCCCGUGAUGAUAAAGACUCAAGAUUUGGAACCGAUUAGCCGUUGCCAAUUCAUGAGAGACCCGAAGGUUCCUAAAGGAGAACCUUCACCAGCGCCGAUUGCAGUCUUAAAUAUCAUGGUACCAGAUGACAUACCAGCUGAAAGAACAUCCCCAAUACAAGCUGAUGCUGUACCUCGCCGUACUGAGGAACAGGAACUAAUGUGGAGACAGAGACUUAGUGACCCAAGGUUGGAAGACAUCUGCAAUCUUCUGGGCAAGGACUGGGUGGCCCUAGCUUAUGAGCUUGGCGUGAGCGUCGCUACUGUUAACCAAAUUCAAGCCAAGCGCAUAACGACGGCUGAGCAAGCUCAGCUUAUGCUAAAACUGUGGAAGACGCAGUCAGGGACCAAGGCUCUAGAUAACUCAUUAGAAUUAGCUUUAUGUCGUAUCGGCAGGGACGAUAUCAUAGCUUCACAGUCCGAAGUGACUAACGAAAGGCGUAUUCUACGUAAUAUCUAUCAAGAAAGACAAGCCUCCGAAGAAAUUGAAGCAUACAAAGCUGAAGAAGACAAUAAAUUAAAGGAAAAAAUAUUCGAUGAUAAUCAAAUAUUUGAACGUAUGCGAAACGAAUCUGAAGUAGAUCAGGACGAAGCCAAAUACUCGCCCGAAGAAAAAUCAAUUGUGGACAAAAGCGAAGUUGAAAGGACACCCACCCCUAGCGAGGACAGUGAAGAAGAUGAAGGCGUAAAACGAAGUGUGGCAGAGAGAAAAGAACAAAUAACUAAGAAAUUAAGUUCAAGUAAAAUACCAGCAUCUAAACAAAAGAAAGAAAUUCGCGAAGAAAUAAUUGAAAUCAAAACUCAAAUAAAACCUGAUAUAAAAAAGUUUCACGACAUUGAACAACAGGUUAAAGAAAAAGAACCAAAAUUAGAAAGAACAUGUUCUAAAACGUCUUCAGAGUCAGUAAAAGAGCAAAAAGAAGUUGAAGAGCCUAAAGAAGAGGCAGAAACAAAAGUAGAAGAAAUAAAAGUUGAAAGACCUGUAGAACAAUUUAGGAAAUUUGAUCCAUCAUCCCCAGGUAAACCAACACCUAAACAUUUACAAAGACAUAUAAGAAAUGAGUCCAUGAGAUUUCCAUCUGGUGAUUUCUCUAAUAUUACCAUUACACCAAGAAAAUCUCUUCCUGCCGAGAUUGCGGAAACGAAACAGUCAUCAGAGAGUAGAGUUGAUUCAUUGACAAAGGAAAUAAUAUCUCAGAAAGAAAUGAAUAGUGCAAGGGUUGAAGAGAAAUUAGACGAUGGUGACAAAUCACCAGAAUUAGUAAUAGACUCUGAAAAAGACAUUGCUGAAGCAACUUUAAAAGAUAAAAUAUGCUCAUUUGAGUCCAAAAUUUUGAAAGAACCUUUAAUUGAUACUACAAAAACAGUAAAAUUGACUAAGGAAGCUCUAAAAAAACAUACUUUGGAACAAGAUCAAAGCGUAGAAUAUACACAAGAAUUUGUAAGAGAGCAAUCAAAGCAGAUAUCGAGCGAUACUCAUGGAAAAAUUUCAGGAAGAAUGACUUUCGAAACCGAAAAACAUACUAAGACUGUAAAAUCCGUUAAAGAAACCAUUCAACAUUUUGAUUCUAAAAUAAAACAUGAAGAAAAAACAAAAUCUUUCCCUAAAGCCAUAAGGACGGACUCUACACUUGUGCAAGUUUCAUCUGAAGAAGACAGCGAGUUUUUGAAAAAAUCAACAGACUCCGAAACUGAAACUGAAUCUCAAACAACUGUUAAAGUUGAAAAGGACAAACUCAGAUUAAAAACUAAUGUUGAAAAGCGUUUGUUUGAUGGCAGAGCUGACGUUGAUAAUGAACGUAAAAUUAAGCCUGAGGAUCAAGAUCAAGAUAAACAAGACCAAAAUAAAAAACCGGAAGAUGACGACAAAAAGGGUGGUGAAGCUGAGAUAAUAACAGAAAUAAAAAGAGAGAAAGAGUUAACACAAGAUUCGCAUGAUAAGGACAGUGAAGAGGAAGUAUCAAAAACUGUAGAACAGAAGGAUAUUUCGUUUGAAGAACAAAAUAAACAAAAGGUAGAAACUCAACAGUCACUAUCAAGCACUAAAUCUGAACCAAGCAAGCAUACUAAGACAGAUUCUCAAGGAUCAGACAUUCAAGACUUAAUUGGGCAUAAGAUUUCUCAAGACUCUCCCUUACAAUCUGCUCUGGAUAAGGCAGAUUCAUUAGCCGAUUUACAACAAAGUACUGAAAAAGAUGUGAGUUUUAUUUCACAGACUGAGUCUAAGGUAUAUUCUAAACAUAGAAGUGAUUCAUUAGACGAAGCAUCUCAAUUCUCGGAAUUAGAAGAUCAAAUCGGAACAAGUCCAGCUCACCGAGCUAUUUCAGAUAAAGAACCAUCAGGCACAAUUUCACAUAAAUUAGAAGAUAAGGUUCUUUUCGUUACUGUUUCUGAUGUUGCUACUACUAAAAGUAAGGAGCACACUAGAGAUUUUUUGAAAUCCGAGAUAGAAUUUUGUACACAACUGCAAACUCAUUCUUUAAAAUCUAAAGAGGCAGAAAAGACUAUACCUAAAGAAUCACCGGUUAUCAGUGCAAAGGCACGACAGUUUAUAGAGACUGUACCGGAAGAUGAUUCUGUGCAAGAAUGUUUCUUCUCGAAACGUAUUUAUUCAGACUCUUUGGAAGAUUCAGAAAAUACCGAUUCUAGACGUCAUUCGGAAGCAGAAUCUUUAAAAUCUGAUCAAUCGGAUAUUAAAGCUAAGGUAUCCUCAUCAGACAUUGAUGAAAGAGCAGAGUACGAAGAAACAGGGGAUUCAGGUAGUGGAUUUGGCGAUGAAAAGUUUGAAGAAAGUGUUGGCUUCACGGCUAUCAAAAUAGAUCCUAAGGCUCUUGAAAGGGAUAGGCUGGAUUCUGUUUCUGACAAAGUUGAAGAAGCUGACGUAAUAUUCAAAAAGAUGGUUCCAAAACGUCAUUCAAGAACAGAGUCUAUUAGUAUAACAAAACUAAGCGAUUUACAAACGGACGUUGAUCAGCUUAAGCCAAAACACGAAUUCCAAAUGAUUGUUACGGAAGCAGAAGAAAUAGACAAGUCUUUUGAAAAAGAUGAAACGUCUGAUAAAAUAUCAUCUGAAAGUAGUAGAGAAGUUGAAAUUUCAGAUAAAAAAUCUUCUGAAGGUAUUUCAGACAGAAUUACUUCUGAAGACGCUGUAACGGAUAAAAAAACAUCAUCAGAAGAAGAGGCUGCUAAGGAAGGAGAAAAGCUAUUAGAACUGGAAUCUGAUAGGGAAUUAAAGGAAUUACCAAAGCAUUCUGAACAAGGUGACGUUAAGUUACUUGCGCAAAAAGAAGAAUGUAGGGGAAAAGUAGAUACUGAAAAACGUCAAUCUGUAACUUCAGUGGGGUCGGGUUCUGUAAGUGAAUUACGUUUAGAGGAAAAACGACCAUCUGAUGCACAUAGUCUCACAGAAUCCAGAGAUUACACUUUCGAAGAGUCUGAGGAUGAUAUAGCUACACAGGGAACUCAUGUCGAUACAGGAAAAGCGAAAACUGUAAAUACGGGUGAAACUGAUAUUAAAAUUAUACCUUUGAUCCAACCCAGUGAGCAAUCGAAACAAGCAAAAUUAAGUCACGGUGACUCGUUAGAUGAUGUAGAAGGAUUUCCUGAAGACCAUACUGAAUAUGUACAUAAGUUACCAUAUAUAUCAGAAACAGGGUUACAAAUGGAUAGAAAUAUUGUUAGAGAUUUCUUAAGUAAGGAACGCGACGAACAAUUACAACCUGAGAGUACACAAGUUUCUUUAAAAACUGUUACUAAAAUAUUUCAACCCGAAAAACAAAAAGUUUUAACAGAAACCAAAACAGAUUCAGUGGAAGAAAACACUCCCAUAUCUCAUACUGUUGAGGUAACAACUGAAACUAGACAUACAACUUCGACAUCUGUAUCAAAUGUAACUGAAAGUAAGUUUGAUGUAAGUAAAAUUAGAACAGACACGCUGGGAAAGUUUGACUUCUUAAGUGAAACAGAAGAUAGUAAACCAGAUAUACAGAUUUUGUCGGAAGAGACAAGUUUAGAUAAAAUAGCUGACAUGACGAAAGAAAAAAUAAAACCAGUUAUAGAUGAUAUAUUACAUAAAGGAUCCAUUAUAGCUUCGGCUAAAAGUCCGGUUCUAGAUAAUGAUAUAAAAACAAUUACUAGGGAAAUAGUUGAGUCAGAGAAACGGUCUUAUGAUGCUAAGGUGCCACAAAAAGAGGAAAGAAGACAUUCUUGUAUUAGUCCAGCUAUUUCACUUGAAAGAAUAGCUGAGUCAGAAGUUGAAACAGAGGAAGAAGCGGUCAAGACAAAAGACGAACCAACUGUUAAGUUUAAAGAAGAUUUUAUCAAAGCUGAAAUAAAAAAGUCAGAUUCCGCAAUGAAACAAAUGGCUGAUAAUAUAGAAAUUAUUAUUAAGCAGGCGUCUGAAGAUGUGGAUCUUUCAUUGGAAGAACUGGACAUUGAAGAGCCUGCCACUGAAAAAUCCGAAUUACAAGACCUUAAUGGCAAAGUUUCUGUAGACUCUAUUAUCGAAGAAGCAGUAACAACCGUUGGAGAAUAUUUAGAAACAAAGAAAGAUACAGUUCAAGAAGGGAAAACGGGUGCGGAAAGUCUUGGAGACGAGACUAAAAAGACUGUUAAAGAUCGGCCAAGUUUGAUGAAAUCUCUCUCAAGAGAUAGUGGUGAAAUAGUUAUUAUGCCAAAAAAGAAGCAUGUGAGAACAUUUUCUGUCCAGAGUUCUCCAGAUGAAGUUGAGGAGCAGAUCUAUACAGAUUCGGAAUCAGAUAUGGACAAAGCAAAAGUAUUAGAAAUAAUAGAACCGACUUCCGACGUAGAUGGCAAAGCUCCUGUUUCAAGUUAUGAUGCGAGAAAGCUAAGAACUGAUUCUCUCGAUGACGCUGAUGAUAUUCCAGAAAAGGAGAUUGAGUAUUUUACAGAUGAAGAUAAAUUUAUCGGGCGUAUAUCAGGAUCGCUUGACCCCAUCAAAGAUGAUAUUAAAAGCGAAAUCUCUAGUACUAGUCCUGGGAGUAGCAGUAUUAUACAAUUAGACACAGAUGGAGAAAAAGCAAUUGGAAAAAUUGUUAAGAAAACACAGUUCGUAGAUAGUAUAUUACGAGCAGAUUUCGUAUCUAAGUCGACAACCGAAUCUUCUAUAACCACUGUUAUUUCAACUUUAACUAAAUCUUCAGAUGAUGAUCGAAAGUCAGUGAUAGAAGAUGGUACAUCAACUGAUUUCUCUAAAAUGAGUGGUGCAGAUUUAGUCAAAGAUCCAUCAAAAACAUCUUUAGAAACUAAAGAUGACUAUAAAGUUGAAGAAAAUUUAGAGGAUCGGGUAUAUACACCGGAUUUGUCUAAAAAAUCCAUCGAUUUAACUAAAGAUUAUUCUAAAUCUUCAAUUGAUAGUAAGGACACAUCGAGAGAUUUUGCUACUAACGAACUAUCUAAGGAUUCUACUGGAGAUUUAACGAAAGAUUUUUCAAAGGCAUCGAUUGAAAGUGUUAAGGAAUCUUCAAAAUCAAUCGAUGAAAAGACGUUUUCAGAAGACCAUUCCUCAUUUGAUGUAUCUAAAACAUUAGCAUCGGAUGCUUCUGAAGGUAUAACUAUUAGCAAAGAGUUCUUAGAAGAAGAGAGAUCAGUGUCUAAGAUUAAUAAAAUUUCCACAAGUUCUUCACAAGGAACCUCUAUAUUGACCGAAAGUAAAAUAGGCAGUGAACAUGAGUCAUUUAGUAAAACAAAAACCUUAGACAAAAUAGAUACUAAUGAUGCUGACAAAAAAAUUAAUGAACAGUUACAACAAAGGCACGAAGAUGAUAGGAAUGAAGUCAAUACACAAGAAAAAGGUGAUCAAAAAGUAUUAGUCACUAAAAUUAUACAAGGUACAACUAAGGUUAAGGAUGAGACAAGCAAGAAUGAUGAGGAUGUAUCUGACAUGAAAGAACUCAAUCGAAGAUGUUCUAGUCUGCUUGAAGAAAUAUCAUCACAGGGCGCUAUAAUCAGAAUUGAUUCUAGCUAUGUGAAGCAUGACCUAUCGUCAAAGUUCUCCAAAACACCACCACCAUCUCCGGUCGAUUUAAUUUUGAAAGACAAAGCUAAAAACGAUGUCGGUCCUGGCGAGAAGCAUACCGGGAUGCAACUAAAAGGUUCCGAAACUUCGUUACUGGACGCAAACAGACAGUCUCCCCGAGCUUCUUCUGCGGGAGAUAGUUUAUUAAGUGAAACAGAAGCACAUCAAAGUGAAUUAUUAACUAAAGCGUCGAGCGUACACAGUACAGCCGCCAGACCCAAAUCUCCGACAAAACAUGAAAACCUUUCGUUUGUAAACAUUGACCCACCAACUCUAACAAGUGGAGCAAUUGAGCUUGUUGACCGUACUAUAGAAAAAAGUAUGGAUGUAAUUAAUCAAAUAAAAGAAGAGCAGCAAGCCGUCAAAAUGGAAGGGAUGCAAAAAAUAAUUCCAUCAGACAAUUUUUUUUCUAAAUCAGUUAUCGAAACGUCAACAUCGUCCUCGUCUGUUCAUAAAACUGUUGAAGGUGCCGAGCUAAAGUUUCAAAGCAUUGACCCUAAAGCUAUUAUGACGGACAUGGUUGCUAAACUUGGAACAACACAGGAAGAUUUUAGUACUAUAUUGUCACAUAAAAAAACUGAAACAAGAAAAAUAUCAGGCCAAGAAUUUUAUUUCGAAACAAAACAUGUUUCGUCCUCUGAUGAUGACUCGCUCGUAAUAAAAACUGAAACCAAGCAUGAAUUACGUGGACAAGAACAUGAGGUGAAAGAAAAAUCUAUAGUAAGGAAAGAUGGCGAUCAAACAGAAUCAUCAGAAAAAAAGUUAGAAAAAGCACAUGAAGCCACUGCUAAAAGAUCAGAUGUGGAAACAAAAAUAGUUUGUAAAAGUACAGAUGAUACUGAUGUUAUAAAAGUAGAAAGAGAAUUUACUGAACAAGGCCUUUACAGUGGGCGGCAAUCAAAAUCAGAAGAGAAAAUGACUGCAAUUAAAGAUGAAACCGUAAAAAAGAAGCAAGAUAUUAAAAUUUCUGAACGAGAAAUGUCUCAUGAACAAUGGGGUAAAGAGUAUUUUACUGAACCCGGUGAAUUACAAGAUAUUCAGGAAAGUGAAAAUAAAUCGAGAAUAGCAUUUGUAGAUUCAUCAUUAAAAAUUGUAGAAAAAGAUGAAAUUGUUUCUACCACAGAAAUAUCCGAAAAAGGCAAAGUAGUCAGUUCAAAGAUGGAACAUCAUAAAGAAGAAUCAAUUAUUGAAAGCAAAGAGCAUGAUGAUCUUAGCUCAGAUGCUUCGCAUGCACCAAGUUUUAAGAGCGACUCGGCUGGAAAAAAAGACUCAUCUGAUAUGAGUCCUAAAAGUAAAUCAAAAUCUUUUAAAAAAGACGACGAAGUGUAUGAAGUAGAUUUUAUAAAAGAAAUCAAAGUGUCUACAUCACCAGUAAAAAGUUCUUUUAGUCGAACAGGAAGCCAAGAUACUCAUUCAGAAUCUGAAAUAGUACCCGAUUUACCUCAUGAUGAUAAAACAAGUGAGACACCGAAAAAGGAAAAAUCAAGUAGAUCGCCUAUAAAGCUACAACAAAAUCAAAUACAAGACCAGGUAUUGGAAGUAUCAAUUCACAAGGCAGAUUCUUUUGUAAUGGGUGAUAUUGAACCACAUUCUACUAAAGUUAAACGUAUUAUAGACGAAUCCAGUUCUACUGUGAUUCAAAGCGCUAAAAGUGAAACAACACUAGAAGUAAAACCUACCGUUGAAAUAGAAAGCGAUAUAUCAAUGGCAUCUGUACAAAUGGAUGUAUUAACAAAUGUUAUUGAAACAGAUAAAGUUGAAUCGGAAAAUUCAAUGGCCACAACCAAAGACUUGAUGAUUAAAUCUAAUGAAAGCGUCGAUACUGAAUACAUGAUUAAAUCUUUAGAGUCUCACGAAGGCGAAAUUUUGCAAAAAUCAAUGGAUUCCACAGUAAGUGUUGAGACACUCCAACCAUCAGAAUUAUCAACUGAAGCAGAUUCUGCUUAUUUAACUGGAACAGACCACAAAAAGGAAGAAAUCAAACUAGUGAAAGAAAAAAGUCUUGAAGAUAUAUGUAGCAGUGGAUAUGACACUGAUUUCUCUUCUGCCGAGUUUCAUGCGAUGAAACUUGAAACGGAAAAGGUUGAUUUUGACUCUUUGAUUUCUGCUCAGCCUCUUGCUGACUUGUCAGUUUUAGAAAAAACUAUUGAUGAAGUCAAGCAGUCUCUUGAAGCAGCGCAAGUAGAAAUUAUAAGUGAAAAAAAUGAUGGUAGUAGCAAAUAUAAGCAAUCUCCAUCUGAGUUCCAAUUUAAAAUCCUGAUUAGUCCAGAUAAACCGGAAGUUAUAACUGAGGAACCACACUAUACGGAUGACAUAUUUAACAAAUGUGUCACCUCUGUUGAUAAAGAGGAAAUAUUAUCAGAUACUCAAAUAUCUUACAGUGGCUCUCAUAAAGUAACUUCUCAGGAAGAGACUACUUCAGAUGAAAAUAAAAGCACUGUACAAAUUAAAGAAUCAAGUCCACCAUUGGAUACUGGUGACUUGUCCCUUAAAUCCGAUAGUGGACCCCAUUCAAUUUUAGAAACUGAAAGUGAAAUAGGACUUUCUGAUCGUGAUGGGUCAUCAAAAGGCAGUCCUGAAGUGAAGUUACGAGUUCACAAACACAUAACAUCUAAAUUGGGCAUUGUAGAAAGACGUUCAGCAUCCGAGCUUGAAGGUUGGUCUAGUUCAGGUGAAAGUCACUAUCACAGUUUCGACCACACUGAAAGUAGACCUUUGUCGUCUGAUGUUGAGGCAAUGCUUACAGCACAAAGUGGAACUGAAUUUGAAACCGCGCUUACAAGCCACGAUAUAUCUUCUCAGUCACUUAGAACUUCCAAGGAUUAUUUUACAGCUGGGAGUUCCCUUGCUUCAAGAGACAGCAUGAAAAGUCUUGACUCAGAUGGAUCAAGUCAUGUAGCCAGCAUUGACAUUUCGGAUGCUUCGGAAACUCUUGUACCUUCAGCUAACGAAUUAAAAGAGGAACUGAUGGAGAGCAGUACCUACGUAGAACAAUUUCUUCAUGAAGUUGAUAAAGAGCAAUCUUGUAAAGCAAAAGAUAUGAGUGAUGAUGAGGUGUCAGGUGAAGAUGAAGAAAAUAAAAUCGACAGUAGCGAACCAGUCGGAAAAAUGAAAAGAUCACAUGAAAUGCGUUUUCAACCAAAAGAAAUGAUUCCGGAACAUUUUCCAUUAGAAGGAACUUCCGAAACUAAUGAACUAGACGAUGAUUCAAUUAAAGAUAAAGAAGGUGCUGAUACUACAAUUUCAUGUCAACUAAAUACUGAUGAGAUUUUAUCAUCGUCUAUUUCCAAAAUAGAUGAAACUUCAACACAAUCACAAACUGAAAUAGAAAAAGUAGUAAUAUUUGAGGAAGAAAAUAUUGCAAAAGAUUUGAUUAGAAAAGAAGAAGCCAUACCAUUUGCUGUUACUAAAAUAGACAAAUCUCAAAGGGAAUUGGUGGAUGUUGACAGUCAAAUAAUUCCUGUGGGAUCUGCAGAAUAUAAAGAGAUUAAUAAGUUUGAUUGUGUUCUCACGCAAAAGGUACAAAGCGGAAUGGAAGAUGCCAUCACUAAGACUGAUAUUAAAACUGAGGAAAAUUUAUCGAAGGCAAAGUUAGAAGAAACAGAAAUUACAGAAGAAUGCAUUAAAAGAAAUAUACAAGAUGUGAGUGCAAUACCGUUUCCAAUAACUGAAAGACCACCAAGUAAAAGGGAAUUCGUUGAUGUUGAAACUGAAAUAAUACCAUUAGGGACGAAACAAUAUGAAGAAAUAUCAAAAUCAAAAAGUGACUCUUCAGUUCCUAAAACUAAAGCAGAAAAAUCUAAUGAAGUAAUAUCUGAAUCUCAAUUAGAAAGCAAACAGAGUUCUACAUCUAGCUUAAAAACUCACGAUCACAUAUCGACUCCUCAUACACCACUAUCUGUACCAAGCCAAAGUUCAUUAUCUACGGAGAAUGGUCGGGAGUAUGUUUUAGAUGAUAUUUAUGAUAUUUCUGAAACACCAGAGUUGAAGUCUGAUUUUGCUACCGAUAGUAGUCGUUCAGAAUUGAUGGUAACAACAGAAGAAAAAACCUUACGAACGUAUGAGAAAGAACAAGAAUCACCGACUAGUGAUGAGUUUGAAAUAGUUGAUAAACCGAGCGAAAUGGAUGAUUUUGUAGUAAUAGAGGAAGUUGCUAAGGAAGCUCAAGAGACAGAUCCUGAAGGUAAGAGUGUGAAAAUAAUGGCUCAGAAAUAUGUAAAAAAACAUGAUGAUGAAGUUGAAGAAUACUUGUCUAAAACUUCAAAGAAACAAGACAGCAGUAGUACUUCAGGUUCCUUAUCUGACGAGGAAUUACUUCAGUAUGAAAUUGAACAAAAAAAAUUACAAGCUCAAGAAUUAGCUGAAAUUGAAGCUGGUAAACGCUGGAUACAAAUGCAGUUUGAAGGAGAUCCUAGGUAUGAUUACGAAAGAAUUCCGUUAGAAGAUAUCAAAGAAGAAGAAAUGACUGAUUUCGAUGCAAGUAGAAUUGGAAGUUUGAGCUCGCAAAAAGAAUCUAUUGGAAGUUAUGGUAGUUUUAGGAAUUCUUAUGGGAGCUUAUCAGAAUCCGAAAUGGCAUCUCGCAUACGAUUUAGAGUACGCGGUGAAAAUGACGAUAUAUCUAUAAGUUCAUUGCAAGAAUUUGAAAAUCUAGAGAGGGCUUUAAUGGAGCAGUACCAGCAAUAUUCUUCAUCGUCUCAAGAUUCAUUAAAUGGAUCUUUACCGAGACGAUAUAUCCUAAGCAGAAGUCAAGGAGAUGAUGUUUCCGUUUCAAGUCUUAAAGAGUUUGAAGGAUUAGAGUCAGCCUGUUUAGAAGCAUUAAAAGCGGAGAUACUUGCAAAACAAAAAGAAGCACUGUUACAAGCUGAUCCUAAAGUAGCAACGGGUAGUUUCUUAGAACAAGAAAAACGUUCUUACAGCAGUAGUUCUGAAAGUAGUCCACCACUUAAAGGAGGCAGUCCGGGGCAAAAAUCUGGUAGUCCGUCUCAAAAAGGAGGAAGUCCAUUACAAAAAGUAGGUAGUUACGGUAGUCCGUCGCAACGUUUGUUAGCUGAUUCAGCAGCGAUAAGGAAACUUAUAGACCAACAAAUUGCAUUGGAACAAAGAAUUCAAGAGCAAAUCACACCUAAAAUUGUUACAGUAAAGAAAUUUGAUGAACGUGGAGCAUUUUUUGUAGCAGAGCCAGAACUAGAAAUUUCAGAAAAUAAAAAAACUGAUUCAGAUGAAGAAUGUAAGAAAUCUGAAGCCUUCGUAUGUGCCGCAGCUCCAAGUGAGGGGUCAGUAGAGUCUAUACCGGGGGAUUGUGAAGAGAUGAUGAAAAUUUUGGAUCAAGAAGAAAAGGCCAAGCGCCAACAACAACAACUUCAAGCAAUUUCUAGAACAUUCUCAGAAAGUGGUGGUGUAAUUGAAGUAGUUAGAACUACUACAGUCAUACAGCAAAAAUUCGUUGAUGGGAAAAAAGUUUCAGAAAAGAUAACGAGUACGGAUAAUGAUGGCGCUGUUGACAUUCCUUCAAGAUCAACACAGUAUGAGGAUUGCUGCAUAUCUUUAGGAUCAGAAAUGUCUUCAUCACUGGCUUCCCAGCCUUCAGAAAUGGACAGCUUGAUGACAGUAAUGGAGAGGCAUUCUGAUGGCGAAAUUGUGACAGUUACAAAACAAACUUUAAUAACAUCUUCGGAAAAGCCGGAAGACUUGGAUUUCUCUCGUGAAUCAAGCGCUAUACGUGAGCUAUCGCCCUCCUCUGGGAGAUCGGUAGCUCACAGCAUCGCGUCUUUCUCCGGAAAACAUUUUACAGAUCCCGCUAGUGGUUCGUGGAGCUGUCAAGAUGAGGAGCUAAGUUCUUCUGGAAGCUUUAGCAGAGGGGCCCGUGCAGAUCUGAUGCUGGGUAGUACCGAUAGCCUUGAAGCGACAAGUUCGAAUGCAACAAGGGCCACUUUCAAUUAUGAAGUGGACACGCCGAUGACUGGAAGUCUUACUUCUGGAGGGUCCAACACGAUGGUCUCAUCCUUGGACACUCUGGACCCAUUAACCGCAGUGCAGAUGGAAAGCUUAGAGUACCAAUCUAGUGAGCAACAUUCGCACGAUUAUGAAGUACAAGAACCUGAUACUGAAACUGAAAAAUUGGUAAUUGAUGAUGGGCGUGCCCCAAAAGCGAAGGAGCGUACAAUAAUGUUCGACAGCACUGAUACCCUUAGUGCUGUUAGUGGUGAUAGUUCAAUGAGAGAGGCUGCUGUUGAGGGUGCGGCGCCGACUUUCUAUAUUGGAGACACGCCUAUAGUCAAAGGAGAGAAAAGGGAGGAUGAUGGUCGACUGCCAACUCUGUCGGAAAGCUGCCCGGCAUCUCUACCACCAACUACACAUCCCUCUCCACCAAUCCCUGUUCAAAGAAGGUCUCUCACGAUGAUUGCUAAGCCUCCUCAAUCAAGCCUCGAAGAAGUUGCAAAGAAAUAA
Parnassius mnemosyne (clouded apollo) is the source of this 16515-nucleotide messenger RNA. NCBI's taxonomy places the organism in Eukaryota, Metazoa, Arthropoda, Insecta, Lepidoptera, Papilionidae. The record is from the annotation of a GenBank genome assembly.